AUGAGAUACGCGGUGCUUGUGACAGGUCCGGCAGGAUCGGGCAAGACGACGCUGUGCGGCGCCUUGAUCGCACAUGCUCAGACACUCGGACGAUCCGUCCAUCUGUUCAACCUCGACCCCGCGGCAGAGCACUUUGACUAUCAGCCGAGCAUCGAUGUCAAGGAUCUCAUCUCGCUCGAUGAAGUCAUGGAAGAUCUGCAGAUGGGCCCCAAUGGCGGACUCAUCUAUUGCUUCGAGUACCUGCUACAGAACAUGGACUGGCUUGAUGCAUCAAUGGGCGACUACGAAGACGACUUCUUGAUCGUUGACUGCCAGAUUGAGCUGUACACUCACAUUCCCCUCAUUCCCCGACUGGUAGCACAGCUCAACCAACUCAACGUUCGCAUGUGUGCACUCUACCUCAUCGAAUCGCAAUUCAUGGAGGACACCGCAAAGUACUUUUCCGGCGUACUGAGCGCCAUGAGCUGCAUGAUCAACCUCGAACUGCCUCAUCUCAACUUGAUGACCAAGAUGGAUCUCGUCAAGUCGAGCAGAGAGUCCCGUGGGGCUAAGCCAAGGCAGUUGGAAAGGUAUCUUGAAGCAGACCCGAUGCUGCUCACUGACGAGAUCAACGCCAAGACGAAUCCAAAGUUUCAUGCGCUCAACGAGACACUCGUCGAUCUCAUCCAAGAGUACAGCAUGGUGUCUUUCCUGCCGGUCGAUGCGUCAGACGAAGAGUCGCUCACUGUGUUACUCUCGCACAUUGACAAUGUCUUACAAUAUGGCGAGAACGAGGAGGUCAAGGAGCCCAAGGAUCUCGAUGGAGGUGACUUUCCCGAGGAAGAGGAUUGA
Messenger RNA from Mixia osmundae IAM 14324, 831 nucleotides. RefSeq lists its product as uncharacterized. Bases 1 to 831 code for a protein of 276 amino acids. The transcript is spliced from 7 exons. The record is from RefSeq and is a predicted model, not a curated record. Lineage: Eukaryota; Fungi; Basidiomycota; Mixiomycetes; Mixiales; Mixiaceae. Gene Ontology annotation, molecular function: GTPase activity.